This is a messenger RNA of Aspergillus versicolor CBS 583.65, 1172 nucleotides long. RefSeq lists its product as uncharacterized. The record is from RefSeq and is a predicted model, not a curated record. NCBI's taxonomy places the organism in Eukaryota, Fungi, Ascomycota, Eurotiomycetes, Eurotiales, Aspergillaceae. The coding region runs from base 290 to 781 and encodes 163 amino acids. The transcript has 2 exons.
CCAUCCAUUUGUUGACGAGGCAGCUUCAUUGGAGGGAAUUGAGGGCACUCGUUCUAUAAACAAUUUGAAACAGUGUUGCUGAUACCUCAGAGAUGAGGAGUGUUCUACAGUAGGAGGACUCCCUACGGAGGAUCAAGUAAACAACAUUAGUCCCCCAGCAUCUCGCUGAAAUACAUAGUUGUCACUUAAUUAUGUGGAGCUGCCAAAGUGCGCAAAACGAUUGGAGCGGUGAAUGCUAGUCCAUCCCACCGGUAAUUAAUGGGAAAUCAACAGGGGAGUUUUACUGUGUAUGGAGUCGGAGUCUCGCCCAGAUCGCACCGUGUCCUCUUCACAAUUCCCCCCUCUCCUUUUCUCAUUCCUCUCCUUAAAACCAGCAGACGCCCCUUCCAGACCUCGAGCCUCAAUCUCAUCUUCCUCCCAUCUGCUGUCUCCUGAUCCUUUCUUUCUACCUCCGCAGCAAUCCGUCGAUCCGACCCCCGAUUGUGCUAGCUUCCCCGAUGCUCCUUCGGUGACGCGCCGGUUCUUUUGCCGCAACGUGUUGCCUAGACUCAAGGCGCAACCUCAACCGCUCCCUUCAAGCACUGACAAUCGACUCAAUCUCGUUGGAUCCGAUUUUAUAAUUUGCGGAACACAUCCGGUGCUGCUGUGUUCUCGGCCUACAAGGAUAGCUGCAGCUGCACUACUGUCGCGUCGGACUUCCGUGUGGCAAUCUGGCCUUUCAGCGCAAUUAUCCGCAUCCGCCUUUAACCCCUUUGUCCCCCAACAACUCCUGCUCGCGUAACCUUCGGCAACCCGAUGCCUAGAGACUGACUCGAAAACUCGCGAGAGAUCGCUUCUACCGCUCCUACCUCAGCAAACCUCGCUGAGUCUCGUGCCUCCUCCCUCUACUUGUUUCCGCAACGCUGCUGCCGCACAUUUGUGUCCCCCCCGGUAGCAAAACACACCCCAACCGGAUUUAACCUAUCUCCAUCGCCCAAUUGUCACGACUCUCUUACGCUGAAUCUAGUUCAAUUGAGAAUUGAUUAACGAUGAUGAACCCAUAUAUCAGCUGGGCCAUUGUGCUCGUUGUCGCUGGUAGCCUAGGAUAUUACUACAAGGAAUCGAAUGUCAAACCUAAGAGCUCUGUAAAGCCCAUCAUAGAGAAGACAGAGCCCGCGGCCCCGGUGAAAAAA